Molecule: messenger RNA, 842 nt
Organism: Daldinia decipiens
Lineage: Eukaryota; Fungi; Ascomycota; Sordariomycetes; Xylariales; Hypoxylaceae
Exons: 3
Coding region: 94-477 (127 amino acids)
Source: RefSeq, a predicted model, not a curated record
AACAACCUGACAACUUGAUUCUUCAACAUCAUCCACCUUCAAAACUAUUUGCCUCUCACUCAUCUACCAAUUUUAACUAUUUACGAUUUAAAAAUGUAUAUUCCAUCAGCGCAAAGCGUCUUAACCGCGGGACUGGCUCUAACCGGCAGUCUCAAAGAACCGAGCACCGUUGCCGAAGGAUCGGUACUGGACUACGCGGUCGAGAAAUGCAGAGACUCGGAAGGCAAUACGAGAUGCUCAAAGCCGUUCCUCGUCUCCAAGUCGACUUGCUAUCAGCUCGAAUGGAGUACAGAGGGAACGCUCACGCAUACCACCGCCGAGAUUCGUGACAUAAAGUCAGGCGAGCUAGUUUUCUACCGCGAUACCGACGGCAAUUGGACUCCAGAAAAGGGAGAGCUCGUUUAUCUCGAUUUCAAGCCUAAGGUCCCAGCAACAGGAAACCAGACUGUGGAUUAUAUAGUCAAGACUUGUGAAUAGGCGGAUAUAUCGAUGGCAAUAAAUAUCCUUACCCUUUCCAGAAAUUGUAGAAUAGGCGAGGAUUGCGUACAACCCAUGAGAGGCAUACAAGGUGUUAUAAAAUUUGUAUUAAUAUUUUGACUAGUAAAUAAGAUGCAGCUUUAAUUUCAUCAUGUCAUAUAUAUUAUCAUCGAAAUAGGGGCCGAUGCUGAUCUUCGAUGGUAGAUAACUAUGUUUUAACAUAGAGGAAAACCCAUAAUUGAUAAGCUAAUGGAUACUUGACUGUAAAAUGCUAGAUAAUGAACCAUAUUUUCGCUUGUAAAACUUUUAACUGUAUUGAUUGGCUAUCAUAAUGCGAUCAUAAUUCAUUUCCAUACGGCACGAGG